Molecule: messenger RNA, 591 nt
Organism: Dracunculus medinensis (Guinea worm)
Lineage: Eukaryota; Metazoa; Nematoda; Chromadorea; Rhabditida; Dracunculidae
Source: the annotation of a GenBank genome assembly
AUGGAUAUAAUUUGUGCUGCUUGUUCUUCACAAAUCGUUGAUCGAUUUAUGCUAAAAGCUUUGGGAAAAUUUUGGCAUGAAGAUUGUUUGAAAUGCACAUGUUGUAAUUGUCGUUUGGGUGAACUGGGUUCAAAACUUUAUUAUAAACAAAGUAUGAUACUUUGUGCGAGAGAUUAUCUUCGCCUGUUCGGACUUAAUGGAAUUUGUGCCGCAUGUGAAAAAAACAUCCCAGCAUUCGAACUAGUCAUGCGAGCGAAAAGUAAUGUUUAUCAUCUCCACUGCUUUGCUUGUCAAAUUUGCAGCAGUAGCAGCACUCAAACUUCGGCUCUACUGAUUAUUGCUGCCAGAGAGCCAUCUGAGAAUAAAGUAAAUGCUAGAGCCAACAGAAUUUCAGAACUUUUAAGAUUUUGCAUCGGUGAUAAAUACUAUUUAUGCGAUAAUAAAAUACUUUGCCAGUAUGAUUAUGAAGAACGUUUAACAUUCCUUCGAGCCGCUUAUAAUAAUCAAAGCUUUACGGAAAUCUCAAAAAGUAUUGAGCAGUUGGAUGAUUUUGCCAUAAGUUUCCGUGAUAACAAAUUAUUUACUCCAUAG